CCGGGCGGGGCGCGUCAGUCAGUGCGCGCGCGAUGCGUUCGCCGGUGCACGCGUGCACUACAGCAGCGUACUAGUAUCUCGCCGGGCCAGCUUGUCAUGGCCAAUUGGUCGGUGAUGGAUCGCGAGUGGCCAUUUAACCAGUUCGAUCCCUACCAAUUCCCCUGCGACCAGUACUACCAGGAGAACCAGCAAGCGCCUCCAUGCAACCCGCCGGCUCAACCGCCUCUACCAACAAUGCCGCCGCCGCCGCCGCCGCCGGCGCAGACUUUCCAGGCUCCUUCGCCGGCUCUUGCUGCCCUGCUGCACCAAGACCAGCCUACCACUUCCAGAGGCCUCCCGUACCCUAGCAUGCCACCACCACCGCUGCCUCGGGGAGACAACCCACGCGAAAUCCGCAAUAAAGCCGAGAAGCAACGGCGAGACAAGCUUAAUCAGUCCAUUGGGGAGUUGGCUUCCAUGGUGCCACCCGUCGUGGCCGCUAGCAGGAAAAUCGACAAGACCGGCGUCCUGCGUUUGACUGCACACUACUUACGAGCGCAUCAAUAUGUGUUUGGCGACUCGAUCGGGAACGAUGAACCGCAGUUCAGCGCUAUGUCUACGCGAGCGCUCCUCACGCUACUCAAUGGAUUCCUUCUCACCACCACGUACCGCGGUCUCAUCGUGGUUGUCUCGCAAAACGUUCAGAAAUAUUUGGGAUACUCAGAGCUCGACCUCUUGGGACAAAGUGUGUUUAACGUGAUCCACGAAGACGACCGCCAACUGAUGCGCGACCAGCUCAUGCCGAAGAAGCACAUGCUGGGGCCGAAUGGAGAACUACUGGUGCCAGAGGAGCCGGAAGGCAAGAAGAAGGUGGCCGACGAGCUGGCUAACGAGAAAAGGAGGUUCAUCAUCAGAUUCAAGAAGCUAAGCCAGCGCUCGGAGCCGUGCCAGUACGUGACGUGCCAUGUCGAGGGCUCGCUGCGCAAGUCGGACCGCGCAUGCCGCGGGUACAACCGCUGCUGCCAGAUGGUGCGACGCGCCCGCGCGCGCGGCGACAAUCCAUGCUCAAGCGGCAAUGAUAUCGUGUUUGUAGGUGUCGUGCGAGUGGCGACAGAGUCUUUCAUCAAGGAGAGUAACAUGGAGGCUCAUCGCAUGGAGUACCGCACACGGCACUCCAUCGACGGACAGAUCAUUCAGACGGAACAGCGCAUCUCACUUGUCACUGGAUACAUGACACACGAGGUCAAAGGAAUCAACGCCAUGAACUUCAUGCAUCGCGAUGACGUCCGAUGGGUGGUGAUUGCACUCAGAGAAAUGUACGACCAACACCGUCUGGUUGGCGAAUCGUGCUACCGUUUGAUGACCAAGAACGGCCAGUUCAUAUACAUGAAGACCAGGGGCCGUCUGGAAGUGGACCCCGCACAUUCGAGGGCCGUCACUAGCUUUGUGUGCACCAACACAGUCGUCGACGAACAUGAGGGAAAACAUUUGAUCAAAAUGAUGAAGAAGAAGUUUAUGCUGAUGGUCAAUAACAACGAGGAGCCGCCGGCGGAGGAGGAAACUAAGGAUGGCAAUGACCAAAGUCUGUCAGUAGAAGAUCCACGACAACUGGAAAAGGUGAUUUUGCACUUGGUGACCAACUUGCCGUCACCUCAAUCGGAGGAAGACCUCCGCGGUGAGUCGCCCGACCGCUCCGUGCCCGCUUCAGCUCGUCUCGCCAUCAUCCCGCCAAAGAAGGAGAGGAUCGUCAGUGCCAUAGAAAAGAUUUACAGUGUCAUCAAGACCUUCCCUAGCGAGAGCAACUCUCUGAAGCUCAAAGAACUGGACAGCGGCGACUCGGCGUCCGCAUCUAGUCAAGUCAUGACUUACCGCAACCCAUCAGCGUCCCACACGCCACAAAUGAACCCCGAACCGGCACCGCAAGUGGUUUUUACUCCUCCGAAAGAGCCUAAAUUGCCGAAUUUCAACGACGUUUAUCCGCGCCGUCACUCGGAGUCCACCGUGACGAUGCAGGAUUUGAAUAAACUCCUGCCGCUCUCCGCUCUGCACAACAACGCGAUGUCAUUGGCGGAUAUGAGGGCUCACAACUUCACGUCGACGGCUACUUUGUCGGUGCAGACUGCCACCAACGAGCCGGGAGGUCAUACGUUCAAAUAUCGGCUCUUUGUGCGUCCUAACAACCCCGCUUUCCAGACGUCGGUGAUCGAUCGCUGCGUGCUCCUGCAGGGGCCGGCGCCCCUAAUCGCCGGGAACAAGCGCCCGAGGGAGUACACAGAUCUGGAUGCUCCCUACGCUCACACACAGCCAAAGAGGAGGUACAUUGAGGUGCAGAAAGAUGAGGACGCUCCCGUCGAUGCUCCGUUGUUGGACUCGUUGCUCGAUGAAGCUCUGAUUGCGUAUCCUCAAAUCGAGACGGUGAUUAAUUCGUUGGAGCAGAACAUUGAUCCAACAUUUCCUGAUUUACUGGUUUCUCAAGAAGUAGAAGAGAUUCUUCACGAAAUCGAAGAAGGCUCUGGCAACGACAAGACGGACACUUAAAUCAUUUUAGAAAUAUACGAGUAUAAAACGGUUCGAAUUUUAUUGGCACGUUUAAUCGUAUAAUCUCUUUAGAUACGUCGUGUCAUUUUUCAAUGGAUCUCUUUAAAAUGUUAAAUGUAAUCUUUCGGUACAGAACCAGUUUUACUUAUUAAUACUUAUCCAUGUUUAGUGUAGACCGAACAAUGUAACUUGUUUUAUUGGGUUUCAGUAGUGGAACUGUAUAAAUGUUAGAAUUGUAAGUAGGUAGGUACUAUCAUGAUAUUGGCAUUUUAGUACAACUUUUUGUUGUUGCUGAUUUUGUAUGAUUGAUCGGCGUUGGCUGAACUAGAUGUCAAUUUUAAAGCUCUAUAACUAACUUCACUUAUUUUAACAGUGUUUGAAUAACACCUCAGCAGCAAACAACAUUAGUAAUCUAGCUCAGCAAGCGAGAGUUUGUAUGCCAUGUAUGUUUCUUAAUGUUUUUGAUCUGUUAAGUUUUAAUUUUGAACCCUUUCUUUAACUAAUAUUUUAACCAUACCUAAUGUCGCGACAAAUAAGCAAUCGGAGAGUGGGUGACUCAGUUAUCAACCAAAACCUGUUGAUGUUAAUUAUUAAUUAGUUGAUAUUUUCUAUGUGUAUAAUUAUUUUUACUUUUCACUGUACAUACUACCAAGGAAGGGCAUCUUACAUUUUACGUUCGAGACAUACAGAAUCUUAAAUAUAAGUUUAUACAUAACGAUGUAUGUUAAUCAACUUAGUAAUUUAAGGUGACAAUGAUAAAUGUAUCAAUAUCAAUUGUUAUUUAAUUAGGAACAACUUCUUAGUAGAGUUGAUAUGUGUCCAGUAUAUUAAAUGUAUACCUUACUUAAGCUAACAAAUUAUUGACGUAACUUUUUAUGCCAAAGAAAUCAUCUAUCUACUAUGUACCAUUAACACCUACUUUGUUGGUGAAUUCAUUUCAGUACAAAAAAGUCACAGUACAAACUCUCUUUGACACAAAAUUGUAAUAUCUUUAGUAGAUCUGGUCAGAGUAGAAUCAAAAUUCAACACUUAUUUAUGUAAUUUAUACAUAAGUUAUUCUCUAUACAAGCAUUGCAAGUAAAUAUUACUUGCAGUGGUUAUCUAUUCUGUAUCUUUAGGUAUAUUAUAGCGUAUAUUGGUGUAUAUUAAAUAAUUAUGUAUUUAAAGGAUGGUCUGCAAAAGGGUAAGGUAAUGUAGUUCUAAGUUCUCACAUAGUCAAGGCAUAUUCAUCAGCCUUAAAGAUAGUGUAGCUCCAUCAACGCAUCACUAUUGAUUGAUUAGAUGCUUGAACCAUUACCUUUGAUUGAUUUAUGAAUGUAUUGAGAGCUGUUGGUUAUAUCUGAAUAACAUACAUUUCUUUAUAUGUGUCAAGUUAGAAUAGAUUUUUGGACCCUUAUACCUGUAUCUUGAUAAUUUGAGUAUUUCAUAGUGCGAGAAUCGAGCUCAAGGUUUUGAAGUUAAUUUUUUUAGAAUUUCUUUAAUCGUGUAUCUCGUAAGACUGAGUAUUUUUAGCACUUGGGUUUUUAUAUGUUAAAUAUAUUUUAAGUAUUUUUACUUAGUUUUAAAAUUCAGCAUUUUGUAUAAUAACCUUGGCACUUUCAAAGAUUUUUGAGCCAAUAAUCGUACUGUAGUUCUACUUAUACAUACUCCCUUCUCUCUAGAAUACAUUGUAUUCAUGAUUACAUCGAUUCUGAUGCCAUUUUUAGUAACGAUUUAGCUUUAUUUGCCAUUGAUAGUUAUUUAAGUUAUCCACGGCCCGCUUGGUGGUUCGUGAACACCCGACAUCAGUGGCGGGUUUGAAUCCUGCUGGGGACAAAUGUGUGAUGACCACGAGUAUUUGUACCCGGAGUGUGGUAUUCAUUUUCAGCUGUUUAAGUGUAUGUAUCCACUAUCUAGUCACCAUAGUACAAGCUCUGCUUAGCUAGGUGAUUGGUGUGAUGUUGGAACAUUUGUUUAAUUAUUUUCGUAAUCAUUUCGUGUAAGUUAAUCUUCAAUUAAAUACCGAAAUUCCUUAUAAUUUGUUUAUCAAUAGGGUACAUGUCACCACUAGUCCACUGACUUUAUUUUAAGAGCGAUCAAAACGGAGUAUACUUAGUCAUUUUUUGUUAGUAAGUCUUGUACUUUUAAAAUACGGCAUUCUGGCAGUACAGUGAUGUCAUUUACCCUAUUCCAUGAUUCAGCAUAGGAGGAACUUUCCUAUGUAGAAAAAUAAAAACGGGGUGGAGCAAGAGAAAUUAUUACUUUAUUUCUUACGGUUCCAUUAAAAUAAAUGACUUUUCGAAUGUAGAGUUGUACCACAGUAUUUUAUCUUCUGUGGUUGUACUUUGACGCUGGAAUCUUAGAAAAUAUUAAAGGAACCGAAAGAAAUUUACGUAUUUUUUUUCUUACAUCGGCCAUUUCUGUAUAUUUCGUCCCUAUUUUAAAGUUAUUAGGUAUUGUCAGAGUAGUGUUGUUUCCGAGUCAAGUCAUAUCAGUACGCCAUGUUGAGAGAGUAUAUUUUAUGGUAAAUUCAUGCAAAAAUAAACUUGAGUUUUUUGUUACUUUUGUCUAUGUCAGUUUAAAAACGGGAACAGUUUUUUUGCUAUUAGCUAAUCAAAAAUAGUUCUUACAAGUAGUAUUGAAGAAAAUUUUAAAGUUCAAUUAAAUUUUUUAAUAAUCUUUUAGAAUGUGAUGGUUAAAUAAAAUUAAUACAAUAAAUAACACGUACAAUGACAAAUAUCCUGAUCACUUCGUGAAUUUAGAUUUAUAUAAUAAUAUGUUACUCAAAAACAAAAUACUAAUUAGUUUUAUACCGCAGAGAUUCUUUGUUUUACUUUGUUAAUGAUACAAUUAUGUCCAUUGUUUUAGUUCAUUCAGAAAUAAUUAUAUUACUGCCAUGUCUUGUCUAAAUUCUUGAUGAAUUUUAUCGUAAAAUAUCUUUUGUUAUUUCUAUAAGUGUGCACAGAGACAACGGGUUCUUGAUGAGAAUACCAUUUAUUAUUGAGAUCGAAUUAAAUUUAAAAGAGUUAACGAAGAAAACAAAAAAACUAUGUACAUUGGGUAUUAUAAUCAGUUACUUACAAUAUGUUCAUGAAUAAUUUAGCAUGGAAGACAAUGUCUAAACAUUUGUAUCAUAAUUCUGAAAUAAACCAA
Molecule: messenger RNA, 5649 nt
Organism: Ostrinia furnacalis (Asian corn borer)
Lineage: Eukaryota; Metazoa; Arthropoda; Insecta; Lepidoptera; Crambidae
Gene: BmMET2
Product: juvenile hormone resistence protein II
Exons: 10
Coding region: 97-2517 (806 amino acids)
Biological process (GO): regulation of DNA-templated transcription
Cellular component (GO): transcription regulator complex; nucleus; cytoplasm
Molecular function (GO): protein dimerization activity; DNA-binding transcription factor activity
Source: RefSeq, a predicted model, not a curated record